Scutellospora calospora is the source of this 682-nucleotide messenger RNA. The record is from the annotation of a GenBank genome assembly. NCBI's taxonomy places the organism in Eukaryota, Fungi, Glomeromycota, Glomeromycetes, Diversisporales, Gigasporaceae.
AUAAAGAUUUUAGAAAAAUUAAUGCAGUAACAAUGGUAUGGAGACCCAUAGUCGUUCAGCUUUGCAUAUGGUAUAUGGAUAGAGCUAUUAAACUAAAGCUAAAAGAAAAACCCAAGCCAAGAAGUACAGAACUAAUAUCUAUAACUUACAAUGUUACUCAGAUAUAUGCAGGUGCAAAUAAAAAAAAAAGAGCAGAAAUAUGUGCAAAUAAACAUAAAAAAGGCAAGAGAAAACAUACUGAAAUACGAACGAUUUCUGAUGCAGCUAACUCACACUUAGUUCAACAGAUAGUAAAUAUGCCUGACAGUAUACAACAACGGCUACUUAGAGAUAAUUUUGAACAUUGGACUUUACCCUCUUUUCUUGUUAUUAAAAAUUUUAAUGCUGAUGAAGCAAUAGAAAAUCCAUUGCCCGUAACAGCUACUACAUCUAUUGAAGUUAUCGAGAGUAUUGAUCUUGAUGAAGGCCCAGAAGAAGAUAUCUGUGCUUACAUUGAAGCAAAAUUAGCACAGAUGGAAAAAGAAAUACAAUCUGUAGAACAUAAGAGGCAUCGAUUAACUACUUGGGACCCAGAGAGUAGAAAACCAUACUUGAUGUACUUACCACUCUCAGAUGAAUCAGAUGCAAAAGAGAACGUAACAAUUAAUGAUACGUCAGAAUUAAUUAUUAUUGAAGGCGAUGA